This is a messenger RNA of Camellia sinensis, 2078 nucleotides long. Its product is annotated as cytochrome P450 94C1. The record is from RefSeq and is a predicted model, not a curated record. Gene Ontology annotation, molecular function: oxidoreductase activity, acting on paired donors, with incorporation or reduction of molecular oxygen; heme binding; iron ion binding. NCBI's taxonomy places the organism in Eukaryota, Viridiplantae, Streptophyta, Magnoliopsida, Ericales, Theaceae.
AUGAAAACAUAUACUAGCACUUCAAUAUAAACUUUAUACAUAUAAUAGUCAUGGACUGUUCUCACAAUAUAAAACAUAACAAAUCCUUUAUCUCUUUCUCCCAUUGGUCUCUUCUCUCUUCCUCAUCGUUUUUUCUUUAUUCCAUCAUUCAUCCAUGGAGUCUGAAGCUUCCAGAUGGUUACAAUCGCUUCAUGCCUCCUUCUGGUUCCUUAUCUUCUCUCUCAUCAUCAUCAUCUCUCUCUUCACACUCUUGCUCUACUUACAGAGAAGACAAUUUUGGUGCAAUUGUGAAGUUUGCCAAGCAUAUAUCACCUCAAGUUGGUCCCUCCAGUUUGAUAAUCUCUGUGAUUGGUAUACUCAUCUCCUCAGAAACUCUCCCAAUAAAACUAUCCACAUACAUGUGCUUGGUAACACGAUCACUUCUAACCCUGACAACGUUGAGUACAUGCUGAAAACAAGAUUUGAAAACUACCCAAAAGGAAAACCCUUCUCUGCAAUCUUGGGUGAUCUUCUGGGUAAGGGUAUUUUCAACGUGGACGGCGAGCUAUGGAUGUUUCAGAGGAAAGUGGCAAGUCUAGAGCUCGGAAAAACUUCAAUGCGAUUGUAUGCUUUUGAAGUUGUCAAUAAUGAGAUUGAAAAUCGCCUUAUACCGCUUUUAUCGUCUGUUGUCGCUGAGGGAAAUGAAGAAGGUAUUUUGGAUUUGCAAGACGUGUUUCGGAGAUUCUCAUUUGAUAGUAUUUGCAGAUUUUCAUUUGGGUUGGACCCAAAGUGCCUGGAAUUGUCUCUUCCCAUGUCACAACUUGCUGUGUCGUUUGACCUAGCUUCUAAGUUAUCAGCUCAGAGAGCUAUGACUGCUUCACCAUGGGUUUGGAAGAUCAAAAGGGUAUUGAAUUUAGGUUCUGAGAAGGAACUAAAAGAAGCCAUCAAGAUGAUCAACGCUCUAGCCCAAGAAGUCAUUCGACAGAGGCGAAAAAUGGGUUUUUCAACUCAUAAAGAUCUUCUUUCUCGAUUCAUGGCUUCGAUAAACGAUGAAACAUAUUUGAGAGACAUAGUCAUAAGCUUUCUCUUAGCCGGGCGUGACACGAUUGCAUCGGCCUUGACUAGCCUUUUCUGGUUGCUGGCAAACCACCCAGAGGUAGAGUCCGCAGUUCUAUCUGAGGCUGAUCGAGUCAUUGGGCCUAACCAAGAUCUCACAAGCUUGGAACAAAUGCGAGAACUUCAUUAUUUGCAAGCAACAAUCUAUGAGAGUAUGAGGCUAUACCCACCAAUUCAAUUUGAUUCCAAGUUUUGUUUAGAAGACGAUGUUUUACCCGAUGGAACAGUUGUGAAGAGAGGAACAAGGGUGACCUAUCAUCCCUAUGCCAUGGGGCGAAUGGAAGAGAUUUGGGGUCCAGACUGCUUAGAAUUCAAGCCAGAAAGGUGGUUGAAAGAUGGUGUAUUCUUUCAAGAGAACCCUUUUAAGUACCCGGUUUUUCAAGCCGGACUUAGGGUCUGUUUGGGCAAAGAAAUGGCACUGGUGAAGCUGAAAAGUGUUGCGCUUUCGUUGCUGCGGGGGUUCCACAUCAAGCUAGCUGUACCAUGCACGUCACUCCGGUUCUCUCCCGGCCUCACCGCCACUCUCAACGGUGGCCUACCAGUCAUGGUCCGAGAAAGGAAAACUGGUAAUAUUGUACACAAGAUACCACCAUAGCUAAAUCCGAGUGUUUUUUUUUUAUUAUUAUUUUUCCAAAACAAAUGAAUCGUAAAUUUGUAAUUACAUGCCAUAAAUUAGCACUGAUGCAUGCAAAUUUACUUCUGUGCCACAAUCAGACUGGUGGGUUGUGAAUCAUAUAGAUGUAAAGUGACACAUGAUCUGAUUGCCUAUAUGGGCAUGCCUGGUUGGAUUUUAGGUAAGAUGUAACAAAUUGUUGGGUAGUUGUUGUUUUCGGGCACAGUGCAGAUGUGUAUGUUUCAUGAAAACAUAUUACCUCUGCUUUUUAGUCCAGUCAGUGUAUGUACAUCAGUGUCUCUGAUUGUUUUCUUGCAAAGUUUGGAAGAACAAGAGUCCAUUGUGUGAAAAAUGAACUUUUUAUCUGUUA